AUCGAUUCAUACUAUUUUUUUAAUUUUUAAUUCUUUCAACUUUUAUACUUAAUUCGCAAACAUGCACGGCGUAAGUUUGAUCCGUUUCGUUGUCGGCGUCAUCGGCAACAUUGUAUCUGGCUUUCUAUUUCUGUCUCCAAUACCAACAUAUUGGAGAAUAUAUAAAAAUAAAAACACCGAAGAAUUCGAUUCAUUUCCCUAUCUCGCCGCCUUCAUGAAUUGCAUUAUGUGGAUAUUCUACGGCAUGCCCUUUGUGCAUCCCGACAGCGUUCUCAUCGUCACUAUAAAUGGCUUUGGACUUGUGAUGGAGAUUAUAUACUUAAUUACUUUCUUCAUCUACACCUCCAACAAGCAAAGGAAACGUAUAAUGCUAGGCGUAUCUCUCGCGCUAUUCAUUUUUGGUUUAAUCAUUAUCGUCACUCUCCUCACCCUUCACACAACUACUAAGAGGUCCAUGGUCGUCGGUAUCCUAUGCGACAUCUUCGGCAUUGUUAUGUAUGCAUCCCCUCUUUCCACACUGAAACAUGUGAUUCAAGAAAAGAAUCCGGAGUCCAUGCCGUUUUGGCUUUGCGUAACUGGCUUCCUAAACGGUGCUAUUUGGUUCUCCUACGCCUUCCUCAAGAAAUUUGACCCUUACCUUGCUUUUGGAAAUGGAGUUGGAGGAGCGUUUGGGGCAUUUCAACUCGCUGUCUACGCUUAUUACUAUUUCAAGAAUUCUCCAAAGGGUGUAGUUGCAAAGGAUGAAGUCAAGCCGGCUAUAGAACUAGUUUGAAAGUUUGAUCUAGUAUUUUUUUUUAAAAAAUUAUUCUAGUUUAGACAUUAAAUUAGUAGUUUGUUUUUUAGUUUAGAAAUUUUAGAUGUUCAUUAAUUUCUACGUUUUGGAACGAUUUUGCUGUUUAUUUUGCUAG
Molecule: messenger RNA, 908 nt
Organism: Salvia miltiorrhiza (redroot sage)
Lineage: Eukaryota; Viridiplantae; Streptophyta; Magnoliopsida; Lamiales; Lamiaceae
Product: bidirectional sugar transporter SWEET6b-like
Exons: 6
Coding region: 62-772 (236 amino acids)
Biological process (GO): carbohydrate transport
Cellular component (GO): membrane
Molecular function (GO): sugar transmembrane transporter activity
Source: RefSeq, a predicted model, not a curated record